Molecule: messenger RNA, 1905 nt
Organism: Fusarium verticillioides 7600
Lineage: Eukaryota; Fungi; Ascomycota; Sordariomycetes; Hypocreales; Nectriaceae
Product: cytochrome c1, heme protein, mitochondrial
Exons: 4
Coding region: 319-1287 (322 amino acids)
Biological process (GO): mitochondrial electron transport, ubiquinol to cytochrome c
Molecular function (GO): electron transfer activity; heme binding
Source: RefSeq, a predicted model, not a curated record
CUUGUACUCACUAAUAAACUGUCAGUAUCCAUGCACCAAAACGAACCCGACUUCAACCCGGGAGUCGGAAAAAUUUGGAACACUCACUCAUCGGAAGUCACCUGGCCGCUCAGCCGAGCAAGGCGAGAGUGGUCGAACACGUGACAUUGAUCCGACCCGCAUCCAAUCAGAACCGGCUUAUUGGAACGCUCGAUAGGAUUUUGUCUGAUGCUGCUAAUGAUCUCUGCUUGAGCCCUUUUGUCCUCCGACUCCGAGAACGACCUCCCCAUCUCGCCGUCUCAUAUUCGAUCGCACCAGCGACGGUAUAGCUCGCCCAUAAUGCUUGCCAGGUCGUGUUUGCGCUCGACGCGCACCUUCAAUGGCCUCCGGAACGGCCCUUCUGCUGUCACCAAGCGUGCCGCUUCCUCGAGCUCCAGCGCCGCCAGCGAUGCCUCUGCCACUCGAUUGAACCUGGCUGCCGCCGCCUCGACUACCCUCGCCCUCGGCUCCAUGGCCUGGUACUAUCACCUUUAUGGACCUGUUGCCUUUGCUAUGACUCCCGCUGAAGAGGGACUUCACGCUACCAAGUACCCUUGGGUUCAUAACAAGUGGUUCAAGACCUUCGACCACCAGGCUCUCCGCCGUGGUUUCCAGGUUUACCAGGAGGUCUGCCAGUCCUGCCACUCCCUCAGCCGAAUCCCCUACCGAACUCUCGUUGGCUCCGUCUUGACCGUUGACGAGGCCAAGGCCCUUGCCGAGGAGAACGAGUACCCCGGUGAGCCCGAUGAGCAGGGCGAGAUCCAGAUGCGCCCCGGAAAGCUGGCCGAUUACAUGCUGCCUCCUUACAAGAACGAGGAGGCUGCUCGAUUUGCCAACAAUGGUGCUCUUCCCCCGGAUCUGUCUCUUAUCAUCAAGGCCCGUCACGGUGGCUGUGACUACAUCUUCAGCUUGCUCACCGGCUACCCUGAAGAGCCCCCCGCUGGUGUCCAGGUCGCUCCCGGCAUGAACUUCAACCCUUACUUCCCCGGUACCGGUAUCGCCAUGGCCCGUGUCCUUUACGAUGGUCUCGUUGAGUAUGAGGAUGGUACUCCCGCCACCACCUCUCAGAUGGCCAAGGAUGUUGUCGAGUUCCUCAACUGGGCUGCCGAGCCCGAGAUGGACGACCGAAAGCGAAUGGGUAUGAAGGUCCUUGUCGUCUCUGCCUCCCUGUGGGCUGUCAGUGUCUGGGUAAAGCGAUACAAGUGGGCUUGGUUGAAGUCUCGAAAGAUCGCCUACGAUCCCCCUAAGGAGGUCAAGGUCCGCCGCUAAAGGGUCAACAUCUCAAAGUCUCAUUUGUAUACUAGUCGCCCCUAGAGCAGCUCAUUUGUCGGCGGUGGCGGGUAGAAAAGAAGCGUGGUCGUGGAAGGAAAGGUGGAUGUUAGAGUGUAAAUCAGAUGAAUCGUUUUCAAUACCUUAUUCGACAAACUACCUUACACUGGGAAAUAUGCAGGGCUGCUGGGUGGUAAAAAUGUGAAAGCUCUCUGUACUCGUGGCCGCCAGUUUCCCUAUCUUCAAUGCUAGAUAUACAUGAUUCUCAUGUCCUGAUCUGAAUAACCCGAGUUCAUUGGGUUCUCAUCACAAACCUUGGUCAAGUUUAUAACGGCACCGUUCAACGCCACCCCAGACUUAUAUCUUAUACUCCUUUAUGCAGAACGGAUUUCAGCUACACAGCUGACUGAUGUGUCAUUGUCAAUACUCAACAGAUGACAGUGAUACCUGGUGGGUCUUGUCUUGGGCUCAUCAGGAUGCCUUGAAAUGCCUUUUAGGGAGGGACUUUAAGUUUGUGUUAUUUGCCUGAGAUAUAACUAUCAGUGCUAUCCUGACUGUAGCCUCACUUAAUUCUAUAAUUCAAGUUGGCGAGAAUUUAUGACAAGCCGUGAAAACGAA